AUGAAUAGAAAUCUACAUUCCCCGACAAAAUUGACGGAAUUUGCAAGAGAUUGGGAUGAUGAACCGGAGACAUUGCUUUCGAAAUUUGUCACAAAAAUAACCAAUGCCUACAAUGCCAGCUACAAUUCUGUCAAUGUAGUCCCAUCAACUUCAUCUGGAGACUCUCCUCGAAUUGUUCAUCAUCCUACAAUUGUCGAGGAGAGUUUUCAGGGUGCUUCAUCGGGUUCUUCUGUUUUGUCCCGAGAUUCAACACCUAGUGAGGUGACAGAGGCCUCCCAUGUCAGUACUCCCACGGAUUCAAUGUCAAUAGUUGAGAAAUAUGCAGAAGUUGCUGAAGUGCGAACACCCACGAGUAUUAUGCAGAGAAUUAGUAAUUUGGUGGCGUUCGGAAAUCGCGAUUUACAGAGUUAUCGUGAUACAGAAUUACAGAAAUUCUGGAUGCCCGAUUCCAAGUCUAAGGAAUGCUAUGAGUGUAGUUUGAAAUUUUCGGCAUUUCGUCGGAAGCAUCAUUGUCGACUCUGUGGGCAGAUUUUCUGCUCAAAGUGCUGCAGUCAAGUGGUCCCGGGGAAGAUUAUUAAGUGUUCAGAACCACUGAAAGUUUGUACGUAUUGCUCUAAAAUUGUUCUGAGAUAUCUAAAUUCGCCGGAAAUUCAGUUGGAUUUGAAAUCGGAUUUGCAAGCUUUGCAGGAUGAUUUGUCAAAUAAAUUGGCCACUGAGGGUCCUAAUGUUAGUAGUCCGGAUUUAUCUGUGAGUUCUCCGCUAAGGAGGAAAAUUUCUGUGGGGUAUCAAGAGGAGAAACUUGUGUCGUAUCCAAAUACAACACUCACGAGUGGUGACAGGAAGACAAUUCUGCAGCAAUUGACUUCUCUGCAGUCACUCAGUGAGGAUUUCACAAAGUGUCUUCCGGUGCACAAUCGUGGAGAGGAUUUGGUGAGGUAUUUAAUGGCUAAUCAGAAAUCUUCAGAUAGAAUGCAAGCUGUAGCUAUUCUCAAUGCAAUGAUCGAAGCUGGAUUCCUACUGGCGGUGCCACCGGGAAGUGAGGAAGCGGGAUUUGAAGAGGAUUGUUUGUACAAAAGUAUUCAAAAGAGUGAUAUUCCAAGUUACCAAACUUGCUCGAUUCAUGGGAAUCAGCAAAAUGUUGAAGUGAGCCUUGUGACAAGGCCAACAUUUGCUGAAGGGAACAUCUUUGGAGAUUUUCAGGAUAAUUCCAUUAGUUCCAUCAGGGAUUUUGAUUUGCAGAAUAAUCUGCUGUCAACGGCAGGAUCAAAGCCACUUCUUGAGGCAUUCUGUGCCCAUGAAGAACGUCUGCUGCAUCAAUUGCUUCGGAAUGAAAAUCUCGAUCCGGAAUGGUCAAAAAUUCUUAUACCUCUCUGUGCGAGGGUGUCAAAUACCAUCAAACCGGGACAAUAUGGAGCUGAUUUGAUGGAUAUCAGGAGUUUUGUGAACUUUAAGAAAGUGCCCGGGGGAAAAAGAACGGAAUCCCAGAUUAUUGGGGGCGUGGCUUUUACGAAGAAUGUUGCUCACAAGGAUAUGAUAACCAAAGUUGAGCGUCCCAGAAUCCUCUUACUCCAAUGUUCAAUUGUCUAUCAGAGAGUUGAGGGAAAGUUUGUGAGCCUAGAGACACUUCUGUUGCAAGAAGAGGAAUAUCUGCGCAAUGUAACAGCUAGGAUACGCAGUUUAGAACCCAAUGUGGUCCUGGUGCAUAAAAAUGUGGCAGGAAUAGCUCAGGAUAUGCUGAGAAAACGUGGUAUUACCCUGGUGUUGGAUGUGAAGUUGUCCGUGAUGGAGAGAUUAUCGAGAUAUCUCGAGUGUGACGUUGUAUCAUCCAUUGAUUCCAAUAUUGGACGUCCAACUUUGGGUGUUUGUGAUAUUUUCUGCAUUCGAACAUUCACAGAUGAGCAGGGUAUGACAAAAACUCUCAUGUUCUUUGAAACACCACCAUCUCCAAGGGGUUUCUGUGUCCUCCUGCGCGGUGGAACUAACGCUGAAUUGACAAAAGUUAAGAGAGUAGCUUCCUUUUUGCUCUAUGUCAGAUACAACUGGCGACUGGAGAUGUCUUUCCUUCUCGAUGAAUUUGCCAGACCACCAUCACCCAAACCCAGUAUUUUUGAUUCAAAAGAACAAUCUCCCAUUAAGCACACUGAAGAAGAAGAAGGCACCACAAAGAAAAAAUCCAUUCAAAGUCGUAUUGAAGAUAAAGCAAUUCACAAAGAAGAUGUUCCAGAUUGUUCAGAUCCACUGAGAGCAGCAACACUUCCAGCCGUGGACAGUGAACCAGAAGUGUCCGUUGUUGAACUUCAUGUUCAGACACUCUAUGACAACAAAUUCCGGACAGCUCUGAGUUCUACAGUCCUGUCAGUUUCUCCCUUUGUCUCCUUUCCACUGCCCUUCCUUGAGACAGAAAUGGGAAGAAAAUGCCACUUGAGAUCACGCUUCCCUAAUGAACUGUACUACUCAAAGCAAUUUUCCAGUCCAAUAGAAAGAUGCGCCAGUUUAGAGGAUCCCUCGAGGAAUGAGAUAAAGAAGGAUGUGGCAAUGGUAAAGGCUUCCCAUGAAUUUGUCAAUCACAAAAUCACAUCUUCAAUGGACAGUAAGGAAUUGCAAGGACUCCUAGCGAGUUUCCGAGCCACUGGAGGACGUUUGCUGAAAACCAGACAAAUGACCAGGAAACCAAAGUUGGAUGAGAAAGAUAAAACUUCAUCAUCUUUCACGGCCGUAAGUGAGGAGGACAGUCAAAAAUGCAUUGAUGCAUUUAUCUACAAAGAUGCUUUGGCCAUUGAGAAUCACCAGAGACUUCCGGUACUAUUUUGCAGUUACAAUUUCAAUCCCAAAUCCUCAUGCCAUCAGCCGACCUUCUGUGCCCAACCGUCCUUUCUCAAUAUGCAAUUUUAUGGGCAGAAUGACAUAAUGUUGGGACAUUUUCUAGAACGCUAUUGCUUCCGUAGCUCCUAUAUUUGUCCAUCGUGUAAUUGUCCAAUGAUGGAUCAUGUACGGAGGUAUGUUCAUUCAAUGGGAUGCAUUCAGGUGCAAUUGGCUGAGGAUCAGCAAAAGAGAAGUCCAGAAGCUGGGAAUAUAUUGAUUACUUCUUGGUGUUCAGUAUGCAAGGAAUCCACUCCGAAUGUUCCCAUGUCCAAUGAUACCCAUUGUCUGUCGUUUGCUAAAUAUCUGGAGCAGAGAUUCCAUGGUCAUGCGUAUAAGAGACGGGAAGUUAGUGUCCUGCAGGAUAGUACGGUGCAGGAUGAGGGAGAAAAAUGCAAUCAUUCCCUCCAUCGGCAACAUAUUCACUAUUUCAGUCACAAGGGAAUUAUUGCGAGUUUUAAGUAUAGUCCCAUUGAAGUGUGGGAGAUCUCCUUGCCACCAUUAGUUAUUCAGUUGCGUCGGGCUAAGCCAUAUGAUACCAAUAAGGUUUUGGAGGACAUUAAAAUGUUCGCUCAGAAGGGAUAUGAGGUCUAUGCGAAGAUCUAUGAUCGCUUAGCGCAGAUUUCAACCGAAGUGGAGUCUCCGAAGUUGAUAAGUUUAAAGAGUCUUGUCAAUAGGGAUCAGAUGAUCUUCAAGCAGCGCGUUGAAAUUGUUCAGACACUCCUUACGGAGCGUGAGGUGAAUUCUAGGGAUAUCAAUGAUGCAAUGUUGAUGGUUAAGAGAGCUCUGGCUGAGAGUAUUGAAGUUUGGGGUCCGCGUUUGCAUGAUGCAGAGACUCAGACAAAAAAUUCGUCCUCUGUGGAUUCUGGAGAUGUUGAGGAGGGCAGUGAGUCAGCUGAUGAUGUAGAGGAGAACAAUGGAAAGGGUGUAAGUCAAGCUGUUGAUGUGAUUCAGAGUGAGAAGAACAAUAAGGAUUUUUUCGAUAAGAAAACUGUCAAAAAUCUCCUAAGUCAGUUACUUCCAUCUUCUGGACAUGCCAAUACUCUUCCAUCACCUCUGCCUCUACAUGAACAUCAUACCCUUCCACUUGGAGCCUUUCCUAUUCUCGUACACGAUCAGGAUCUCAGUUCUAUCAUCUCCUACAGUCUCAUGUCCAAUGACUACAAGAAACAUCUGGAGAUUAUGGCAUCACCUCAAGCAAGUGGAUCAACUGAAGCUGGCAGUAGUCCAAGUGUCAAGAGGAAGAAUGAGAUGGGCGGAGAGAAGGAAGAUCGUGAAAAUGAAAAAGAGCAGGAUAAAAAAGGAAAAUCUUCUCAUCAUAUUGAACUUCAUUUUCAAGAUUCAACAACACAAUUUACCUGCAAAGUCUACUUUGCUCGAGAAUUUGAUUUAAUGCGCAAUAAAGUUCUCAUUCCACCACCCGGAAGAUUCCAAACUGAAAAGGAUUCCAAACAAACCGAAGAUGCUACAGAGGAAGCAUUCAAAAUGCCAAUUGAUCGUAUGGCCAGUAGUAGCAGCCUCGGUGGACAAUCACAAAAAGUUCCAGAGUAUCUAACCGCAGAAACUGAACGAGUGCGUCAAUCCUUUGCCAGAUCUCUCUGUCGAAGUAUUCAGUGGGAAGCCAAGGGGGGCAAAAGUGGUUCAAAGUUCUCAAAGACAACCGAUGAUCGUUUUGUCCUCAAAGAAAUGUCAAAGCAAGAUGUAGCCAUUUUUGAGAAUUUCGCACCAAAUUACUUUGAGUACAUCCAUGAUUGUCUGCAUCAUGAUAAGCCUACGCUACUGGCUAAAAUCCUCGGAGUCUUCAAGGUGAUCGUGAAGAAGAAGGAUUCAGAUCGCGAGAAAUCUGUGCUCGUGAUGGAGAAUCUCUUUUUCGAUCGUGAAAUCUCCAAUAAAUUCGAUCUCAAAGGAUCAGACAGAAAUCGUCUGGUGGAUCCUACAAAUCAGGAGGGAGAAAUUGUGCUGUUGGACCAGAAUCUCAUACAAAUGUCAUGGUCAAAUCCUUUGUACAUCUUAACGCACAGUCGAACAAUCCUACGGGAAGCCAUCCAUCGGGAUGCUUCUUUUCUCGAAAAGAACGACGUGAUGGAUUACUCCCUCCUUGUGGGUCUCGAUGGUCAAGAGAAGCUUCUGGUACUUGGAAUAAUUGACUAUAUUCGCACGUUCACGUUGGACAAACGUCUCGAAUCACUGGUGAAGCAGACUGGACUUUUGGGGGGUCAGGGAAAGUUGCCCACGGUCAUUUCACCGAAGCCCUACAAACAGCGCUUCAGUGAAGCCAUGGAACGAUAUUUCCUGGUGGUGCCGGAUCGAUGGGAGGGUCUGGCCAAGAAGUGAGGGAAGGGCUUUAUUCUAUUUUCACACACAUUUGCACAUUUCAAUAAAUUUUACAUGCAAA
Molecule: messenger RNA, 5254 nt
Organism: Phlebotomus papatasi
Lineage: Eukaryota; Metazoa; Arthropoda; Insecta; Diptera; Psychodidae
Gene: fab1
Product: putative 1-phosphatidylinositol 3-phosphate 5-kinase
Exons: 3
Coding region: 1-5193 (1730 amino acids)
Biological process (GO): phosphatidylinositol phosphate biosynthetic process; intracellular signal transduction
Cellular component (GO): endosome membrane
Molecular function (GO): 1-phosphatidylinositol-3-phosphate 5-kinase activity; metal ion binding; ATP binding
Source: RefSeq, a predicted model, not a curated record